Aspergillus clavatus NRRL 1 is the source of this 747-nucleotide messenger RNA. RefSeq names its product chitin binding domain protein. The transcript is spliced from 2 exons. The coding region runs from base 1 to 747 and encodes 248 amino acids. Lineage: Eukaryota; Fungi; Ascomycota; Eurotiomycetes; Eurotiales; Aspergillaceae. The record is from RefSeq and is a predicted model, not a curated record.
AUGAAGCCCUUCGCUACCCUCGUUGCUUUCGCUCUGGCGACCUGCGUCGCUGGCCACGGAUACAUGUAUAUACCCACCAGCCGCACCAGACUCGGCCACGAGGCCGGAGUGGAUACUUGCCCCGAGUGCGCGAUCCUCGAGCCCGUUCAGGCUUGGCCCUCGCUCGAUUCCGCCAAGGUCGGCCGCAGCGGCCCCUGUGGCUACAACGCCCGCGACAGCAUCGACUACAACCAGCCCACCAAGAACUGGGGCAGCAAGCCCGUCUCCGCCUUCAAGGCCGGCCAGGAGAUCGAGGUCCAGUGGUGUGUCGACCACAACGGUGACCAUGGUGGCAUGUUCACCUACCGGAUCUGCCAGGACCAGAAGCUGGUCAGCAAGUUCCUCGAUCCAUCCUACAUGCCCACCGAGGCGGAGAAGCAGGCUGCGGAGGACUGCUUUGAGAAGGGCAUUCUGCCUUGCACCGACGUCAACGGGCAGAAGUGCAGCUACAGCCCGGAUUGCAAGCAGGGUGAGCCCUGCUGGCGUAACGAUUGGUUCACCUGCGACGCAUUCGACGGCGCCAAGUGCAAGGGCGUGGACAACGCUGCGUUGAACUCGUGCAAGACCACCAUUGCCGGAGGUUACACCGUCACCAAGAAGGUGAAGCUUCCCAACUAUGUCUCCAACCACACCCUCCUGUCUUGGAAGUGGAACUCCUUCCAGACUCCCCAGAUCUACCUCUCUUGUGCCGAUAUCUCUAUUUCCUAA